This is a messenger RNA of Arabis nemorensis, 357 nucleotides long. Lineage: Eukaryota; Viridiplantae; Streptophyta; Magnoliopsida; Brassicales; Brassicaceae. The record is from the annotation of a GenBank genome assembly.
AUGGAAAGCAUCGUGAUUUAUGCCAAAUUAGGAUCAAAUCUACAAACCCUAAUUGACAAAAAUCUGUACCUGGUGAGAGGAGGACCAGAGGAGGUGCGAUCAGCAAUAACCCUAUCGGGAUCUCGAUCUCUCCCCUCUAAUCCUCUACCGUUUCCGGCAUUUCGAUUCCUCGAAUCUCCGGCGAUUUCAGGUAACGGAAGAGGUAACGGUAACGGAACAGCAGAAGGAGAACGAGGACCGACCGUGAAAGCGCUUGGAGAACGAGUUAACCCAACAUCGACGGCGGAAGAAGAAGACGUAGACGGACGACGUUCACCCAAAACAUCGUCAUCCGUCAAGUGCCGGAGCUUCCUCUGA